Molecule: messenger RNA, 772 nt
Organism: Erinaceus europaeus (western European hedgehog)
Lineage: Eukaryota; Metazoa; Chordata; Mammalia; Eulipotyphla; Erinaceidae
Gene: SMKR1
Product: small lysine rich protein 1
Exons: 2
Coding region: 226-426 (66 amino acids)
Source: RefSeq, a predicted model, not a curated record
UCGGGCGAGUGGCGGGAGCUCAGCCUGCGGCCUCCUCCCGCGGGCGGCGCCGGGGGCGGCUCCCAAGCGGCGCGGGCAGCUCCCCGGCCGGCGGCAGGUGCGGCGAGCGCGGAGGCGGAAGACUGGGGUGCAGCUCCCCGGUGAUGCGCAGCGCCCGGGCGUCUCUCGGUUCCUGGAUUGGCAGCUCAUGCCGCGCUCGCCUGCUCGGCUGAGCCAGCGAUCGCCAUGCCAGGGAAAGGGAAAAGAGGGAAAAGCCGACCCAAGCCACGGGGGAAGAAGCAGAAAAAGCCGGAAGUGGACAUCUUCAGCCCAGCGGCGAUGCUGAACCUCUACUACAUCGCCCACAACGUGGCCGACUGCCUGCACCUUCGCGGCUUCCGCUGGCCCGGCGCCUCCAAGGGGAAGAAGGGGAAAACCAAGAUGUAGGUGGUAGCACGCCAGAGCGCCUCUGCUGCAGAGACCAGGACUGGGGGGAGAGAGAUGGGGCGAUGCUCCCAUCGCAGGCAAAAGGAACUUUCCAGAAGGCAGCUUGAGACCUGAGCUUUCGAGAUGUGUGCUUUCCUGUGGCAGCUACUGUUAAGGACAUGCGUUUGGCCUCCUUAGCUAUAUAGAUCUCUAGGUAGGGAGCACCACUGGGGUUUUACACAAGUGAGGGAGGAGAGGGGAGGCCCGAGUUUUACCUGAGUGAUUCUUGCACCAUGUUGUGGACUUGAUAGGAAUUAAACAAUUAUUGCAAAUCUGGAUCCAAAUUAAAAUUUUUUCUUAAAUGGCA